AUGAAGUUCUCCCUCAGCUCUCUCGUGCUGUCGGCAGCGUCGAGCCUGGUGCUCGCCACGCCCAUCGACAACACCUUCGUCUACGACGCCGUCAUCAUCGGAGGCGGUCCCGCAGGACUUAGCGUCGCGAGCGCCCUCGGCCGUGUGCGCCGCAACACCCUGCUCAUCGACUCCGGAGAGUACCGCAAUGCGCCCACGAGACACAUGCACGAUGUCAUCGGCUUCGAUGGCGUCACCCCGGCCUGGUACCGCUACGCGGCCCGCGAGCAGAUCUCUCACUACAAGACCGUCACCCUGACCAACGGAACCGUCACCAAGAUCGCCGGCAGCGACGCCGAGAACUUCCUCGUCACGACCAACUGCGCCGACAACUCGCUCAAGACGGUGCGCACGCGCAAGAUCGUCCUCGCCACCGGCCUGAAGGACAACCUGCCCGAGACGCCCGGUAUCUGGGAGAACUGGGGCAAGGGCAUCUACUGGUGCCCCUGGUGUGACGGCCACGAGCACGCCGACCAGUCCCUCGGUCUGCUGGCGGCCUCCUUCAGCGACCUCCCCUCCCUCGUCCGCGAGAUCCUGACCCUCAACACCGACCUCGUCGCCUUCGCCAACGGCACCGACACCGAGGCCGCCCGCGCCGAGACCGAGGCCAAGAACCCCAAGUUCCAGGAGUUCCUCGACCUGCACAAGGUCCCGGUCGAGAACCGCACCAUCACCGCCAUCACCCGCCUCCGCAACGCCGACGACGACCCCAAGGCCGACCCGUCGCUGCCGACGGCGCCCGAGCACGACCUCUUCUCGGUCGAGUUCGCCGAGGGCGACCCCAUCCAGCGCGCCGCCUUCCUCCUCAGCUUCCCCGACGAGCAGCGCAGCACCAUCGGCGCCGAGACCGGCGUCCAGCUCUGGGGCGGCCGGCUCGCGGCCGAGUCGUCCAAGGGCCACGCCACCAACGUCCCGGGCAUCUACGCCGUCGGCGACGCCAACUCGGACAACAGCACCAACGUGCCGCACGCGCUCUUCAGCGGCAAGCGGGCGGCCGUCUUCCUGCAUGUGAGACUUGCCAAGGAGGACCAGGCCAAGGAGACUGGCGUCAACGUCACCGCCCUCCGUAGAGAGCUGGAGCUGGACGAGCGCUCCGUCUGGGAGGCCGCCAACGGCCAGCCCGGUGAGAUCCUGUACGCCGGCGAGUUUGACCAGUAA
Molecule: messenger RNA, 1197 nt
Organism: Colletotrichum higginsianum IMI 349063
Lineage: Eukaryota; Fungi; Ascomycota; Sordariomycetes; Glomerellales; Glomerellaceae
Product: Sulphydryl oxidase
Exons: 4
Coding region: 1-1197 (398 amino acids)
Molecular function (GO): oxidoreductase activity
Source: RefSeq, a predicted model, not a curated record